Molecule: messenger RNA, 1631 nt
Organism: Cephus cinctus (wheat stem sawfly)
Lineage: Eukaryota; Metazoa; Arthropoda; Insecta; Hymenoptera; Cephidae
Product: alpha-tocopherol transfer protein-like
Exons: 8
Coding region: 516-1466 (316 amino acids)
Cellular component (GO): membrane
Molecular function (GO): phosphatidylinositol bisphosphate binding
Source: RefSeq, a predicted model, not a curated record
GGAAAAUGAAAGUUAAAUUAAUUCACGCGUAGGAAGCAAGUUGACCGAAUAACCUCACUUGAAAUUCUGUAUCGUAAUGUCAUUUUAUUUCGUUCCUUUGCAUACAUUUAUUUUAGUAUGAGAAGGUACAACGUUCAAAGGAAUUCCGAAUGAAGUGGGGAAGAAUCGUAGUCCGACUUCAGUAAUGUUCAUUGCGUGGAACAGUCAAGGUUGGUGAGGCCAGCGUAUUGGAUGAAUUCACCUCUUCUCUUUAACACAUUAUUUUACUUUGAAAGUAUCAAAAUAAGUCAUCAGUGCAUAUAAGUUAAUUUUUUUAGUUCCACCCGGUCCAUAAACAUCUGUUAGCAGCUGAAUAUGCUUGCUGAAGUUUUGUGUGCAAGACCCCUUAAAGUGACCUUAAAGAUUCUCAUCGCUCUGACCUGAAAGUGUAAAAGGUGCAGAAGAAUAAGAUACAAUAAAAAUAGAAAAAGUGGUAAUAAAGAAAGAAAAAGGGUGACCGUGUUCGUUACAGUGCAAUGGCAGAGAAUAAGAACUUCUUGGCUGGUCGACAAGCAUCAUUGAUAGAGAGAUCAAAAGUCACACCCAAAAUAAAAGUGGGAAAGCAUGAACUUACAUUCCAACCUGAUGAACUCGAUGAGUUUUACAAGAACAAAGCAAGAACCGAACUCAGAGAAAUACCCGAAGUCGUGGAUACAAGCCUACGCGAACUACGAGAGUAUAUAAGAGGUGAACCGGGUUUGGUAGUACCGGAAGAGGAGGAGUAUUUGAUAAAGUUUUUAAGACCAUGCAAGUGGUAUGCUAAAAGUGCCUUUGAAUUGAUGAAACGUUUCUAUAAGUAUCGAUUGUCUCAUCCACGUAUUUGCGAAGGUUUGGUACCCAGUAAGGAGAAGGCGAUCUUCAUUUCCGGAAUUUUGACACCACUUCCGUUACGUUGUAACAGCGGUGAGAGAAUUCUCUUACUCGAAAGUGGACGAAAGUGGAAACCAAAAGAAAUAAGUUUGGAACAAAUUUUCAAAGGAGUUAUGUUGGCCUUAGAGGCAGCAAUGGCAGAGCCAACAACUCAAGUCGCCGGUGUUCGUGUAAUUUUGGACAUGGAUGGCCUGUCCUUGAGUCAAGUGACGUACUUUACUCCAAGUUUUGCAAGCGCUGUACUUGAAUGGGUGCAGAAGUGUUUACCAUGCCGCCUUAAGGGAGUGCACAUUGUGAAUCAGCCUUAUAUUUUCAAUAUGGUCUUCGCCAUCUUUAAACCCUUCUUCCAGGAAAAGUUAAGAAAGCGGCUGCAUUUUCAUGGAAGCGACCGAGCAAGUCUACUCUCCUUUAUCGACGCAAAAGCUUUGCCAACUCAAUAUGGAGGGCAGCUUGAAUUGCCUUCAGAGCCGCUGGGUGAAAGACUCUGGGAAUACUUUUGCACCUAUGAAGAAGACUUUCAAGCAUCGCAAAAGUACGGAUACGUAUCCAGCACAUAGUCGGAAUAAACCUGAUGGGUCUGCUAGGAUCUCAGAGUGAAACAUAUUUCCGGUGCUGGAUUGGAGUCAAUUCUUCGGAUGAGGUGAAUGGGGCAUAUUAUUCCAGUUCUGUGACGCGCGACAUGCAUUUUUUUCAAGAGACAAUACAUUUGAUAAGAAAAUAUA